Molecule: messenger RNA, 1859 nt
Organism: Hypomesus transpacificus
Lineage: Eukaryota; Metazoa; Chordata; Actinopteri; Osmeriformes; Osmeridae
Gene: sdf2l1
Product: stromal cell-derived factor 2-like 1
Exons: 3
Coding region: 22-729 (235 amino acids)
Source: RefSeq, a predicted model, not a curated record
ACCACUGAUGUUUGAAAGUGGAUGGAAAUCAAGCUGUACAUCCUCACACACGAUUAUGUGUCGAGAGACAUAACAAUGAGAUUAAUCCACGCUAUCCGUGUCCUCUUCAAAUCAUUCUGUGUACUGCUUUUGUGGUCAAAUUCCGAGGGUAGAGAACCAGAGUACGACUAUGUCACAUGCGGUUCACUUGUAAAAUUGCUGAACACGAGACACAACGUUCGUCUACAUUCCCAUGAUGUCAAAUACGGCUCAGGCAGCGGGCAGCAGUCUGUGACAGGUGUGGAGAGUGCAGAGGAUGCCAACAGUUACUGGAGGAUCCGUGGCAGGCCUAAUGGGACAUGCCUACGAGGAGCACCCAUCAAAUGUGGGCAGGCCAUCCGCAUCACCCACAUGCAGACAGGACGCAACCUGCACUCUCACCACUUCAGCUCCCCGCUGUCUAACAACCAGGAGGUGAGUGCGUUCGGGGAGAACGGCGAGGGGGAUGACCUGGACGUGUGGGCGGUCCAGUGCAGCGGGGAGGUGUGGGAGCGUGACGACACUGUGCGCUUCAAGCACACGGGCACCAGCGUGUACCUGAGCAUCACAGGGGAGCAGUACGGACACCCCAUCCGCGGGCAGCGGGAGGUGCACGCCAUGGCAACGCCCAACCAGCACAACUACUGGCGUGUCAUGGAGGGCGUGUUUAUCCAGCCCAGCCAGGAGCCCGCUCGCCACGAUGAGCUGUGAUGACAUCAUCCCAUGCGGCGAGGCACAAUCAGUAAGGGAGGAUGAGAUGACGUAACGCGGGAACGCGGCGGUUGUCAGCUGAACUAGAAUGCGAUGCAAGAGACACGUCAUGAAUGACCAGCCAAUGCUGUGAUUAUGUUUAAACUCGUCUGGUUCGGUGCAUUGGCUGGCAAUGUGCAAUGAGACGAAUUGAGGGACAUUUUACACAAGUUUAGAAUUUUGUUAGUUUAGAACAUUGUUGCUUGAUAUUCUUCAAAGAUCUUGAACACUUUUAAAACCUUACUUUUGCGCUUGCAUAAUGGUCAAAUGUCAUCAACUGUACUGUAGUGUUCCACUAUUCACAGAUAUAAACAAAAACAAACAAAAAACAUAGUAUUGAGUGUUGCAGGAAAUGUUUAUUCUUCCAUGGAGAGAUCAACACCUGAGAGCAGUUCUGUCUUAAAUCCAGACACACCCUGAUCCCACAUCACUCCCUUAUAAGAGCAACUACAUCAUUCCACGACUGGAUGAACACAGAACUGAUGUCCCUGGACCACACGUUAACACCAACCCAUUCUAGCUUGAAAACUAUCUGAUAAGCCUGUGUCAUUCUCAGUUCAAGUCUUGUUGAUUUGUUCCUCUAUGCCUGUGUGUUUUCACCUUGGGUUCUGAAUUUUACAUUAGGUUUGUGUCACACCUGGCUUGUUUUGGAGAGAUAAUUUGGUUUAUUUGUAUAAAGGAGGAAAGAUCAUUUAUAUUUUAAAAUAAUCUGUCUGAAUGUUGUAGUUUUGCCCUCUGUGGUUCUUAAAGCAUAAGUGGCACAGUCUUAGUUUGGAAUAGUUAACUUCUCUCCACGAGAUGGCACUUGCAGGUCAUACUAUUAAGAGCAACAGUCACUUAAUAUCCGAUUGCACUUUGAACUUCCAAAAUCCAAACACACACACACAUGAGUAUAAAAAGGGCAUUUAAGCGUGUGUUAAGCGUGUCUGGUAUAUAACGCAAUUGUGUCUCCAUAUGGGGGGGGGGGCUAUAAUUUGAACGUGGUCUCUAAAUGUCUUCAAUUAUUUGCAAAAUGAUUGACAUAUGAAGGUUUUCUGGUAUCUGGUUAUUUUGAGACUUUUGUGCACAAUAAAUACUUGGGUUGUCGGUUA